AUGCGUCUGUAUCACGUGCUUCUCGCUUCUGCUGUCGCACUCCUCGCUACCAACGGCUUCGCCGCUGCCGACGAGAAGUGCACCAUGGUGACCCCGGAACCUGAAGUGCCCGUGCCUGCCGGCUCGUCGUCGCUUACCAGCGACGUGUCCAGCGGCUCUGGCGCCCCGGUUACCCAAGACUCCACUACCGCCUCGGAUGUCGGUGCCAGCCAGGAAACUACCCCCGAGAGCCCGGUGCAGCAGUACUCCAACCCUGGCUCGGAUGCCGGUGCCAGCCAGACGUCCCCUUCGGGCCCUGCUUCUGCUCCAUCCAGCGUUGACGCCUCGCAGAACAGCGAGGACCCGUCGCAAAACGACGAUGACCCGAUGCAGGUCGAGAUGCCGUCCACCGUGCUGGAUGCUUCGACCGGCAAGGCCAUCAGCGACAAGGUGACUGUGGACAAGUCUGUGGUGGGUAACCGCUACCAGGCUCUGAAGACGUACCCGGACGGCAGUGUGGCGUAUCUGUCGAAGGGCAAGACGGACUCCUCGCUGCAGGUGGUUCGUUUCUACGGCUGCUAA
This is a messenger RNA of Phytophthora nicotianae INRA-310, 561 nucleotides long. RefSeq lists its product as hypothetical. The coding region runs from base 1 to 561 and encodes 186 amino acids. The transcript has 2 exons. The record is from RefSeq and is a predicted model, not a curated record. Lineage: Eukaryota; Oomycota; Peronosporomycetes; Peronosporales; Peronosporaceae.